UAACGAUUAAUUGAGGAAGCGCGGCACUCUGAAAGCGGCGGCAGCCAAACGGAGCCGAGGAACAGAGGACAGUGAAGACAGUUCUGUCCUGUCUUUGCCCCUCCUGAGGAGGCUCGUGGAAGAAUGGGUACUGUGCGGCGGAUGACUCUGAUUGGCCUCUUCCUCCUCGUCGCCGUCGUCGGAUUAGGAAUCCCGACCUCGGGGGCAGCAAGGACCGGUGACGAAUCGAAGAGAGUGAUAGAAGUGGAGGGGCCGGUGGUGUGGGCGGUGCAGCUGUCGGAUCUCCAUUUCAGCGUCCACCACCCCGACCGCGCCCUCGACUUCCGUCGUCUCGUGGGGCCCGCCCUCUCCCUCAUCCGCCCUUCCCUCGUCCUCCUCACCGGCGAUCUCACAGAUGGGAAGAGCAGGGAUUUGCUCACGAUGAAGCAAAAUGAGGAAGAAUGGGUGGAAUAUCAGAGCGUGAUGGAUGAUGUAAUACAAAGGAGUGGUCUUGACAGGACCAUCUUUUACGAUGUCAGAGGGAAUCACGACAACUUCGGUGUCCCUGCGGUUGGUGGUGCUUUGGAUUUCUUCUCCAAGUACAGCAUCAACGGGCGCCUGGGAAGGAGGAGCAACGUUAACAGUGUCACACUGCAGACCCCUGAGAGGAAACAUCUAUUUGUGGGACUGGACAGCUCUAUGCGGGUUGGUAUUCGGGGCCCGACAAAUCUUUUCGGGCAUCCCACAGAUGAAAUGUUGGCUGAGACAGAUGCGCAGCUCUCACAGUGGGACUCCCUCUCUGGGAAACCAGUGACAAAGAUAUCCUUUGGGCAUUUUCCGCUCUCGUUCUCUGCUGCCUCUGAUUCCGGGAAGACCCUUAAAGAGAUCUUUCUCAAGCAUUCCAUCUCAGCGUAUAUCUGUGGACAUCUCCACUCAAGGUUUGGCAAGAAUUUGAAGCGGCAUCACCGCUCAAGUGAUCGCGUUUUAUCCUCAGAGAGGUUCUUCCAGUUAAAUAUGAAGCCACAGGCUUCUGCUACAACUCAGAACUGUUCUCUUGGAGCUCCCCCGGCUGAAGAAUUCUGGGAAUGGGAGAUGGGUGAUUGGAGAAAGAGCCGAAUGAUGCGUAUUUUGGCUAUUGACGGUGGUCAUGUUUCAUACAUGGACAUUGACCUUAAAUCAGGGCUUAAAGAAACCAUCAUCUUGCCAACGUUUCCCCUUGAUUCCCGCUUCAUGUCCACAUCUUUGUCCCAUCGCACAUAUGAAUGUGAAUUCAUGGUUCCUUCGUCCCAUGAGACAAUCAGAGCACUUGUGUUUUCCAACUCUCCAAUUGCGUCGGUGAUAGUCAGAAUCUUUGACCUGAGAGGUGGGGAUUUUUCCAUGGUGAUGGAUUCACAGAUGACCAAGCGUGAGGAUAUCACCUCUGGAGGAGCUCUUUACAGUGCUCCAUGGAAUUACCGGGCUUUCGAAGAUCCCUCUCCCGAUAGAUAUUGGCUUCAAAUCAUAGCUAAUGACGCUAUGGGUAGGCCAACCUUCACUGACCUGAGGCCAUUUUCUAUCAACGGCCUGAGUGCUCACCGCUCUUGGACAUGGAAGGAGUUCUUUGUCAUGGGUUGUCAAUGGGCUGCCCUUUAUGGCCCCAUACUUUGGUCUGUAUUUUGUUUUCUAUUCUCCCUGCUUCUCAUUCCAAAAGUGCUCUGGCUGUGCACGAACAAGCAGCUCACUUAUGCAAGUUCCCUUGCUAAUAAAAGCAUCUUCAGUGGAGUGGCAUGGAUUUUACAGGAGCUCUGCAACAUUCCUGUCGUUUGGUUUGGUUUCCUCGGAUAUCUGUUCUUCCUUCUCUUGUUCCCCUGGUUUAUCGGCCAAGUAUUUACUAAUGGUGGGAAGGGAUACAUGACCUAUAAGGGUUGGGUCGUGAAAAGCAUCAGUCAAAGAGGAGGAAAUUUUUUUCUAGGACACCCCGAUAUCAUGGUAAUUGUGAUUCCUCAUCUGGUCUUUGUGGUCUUGCCUGCCGUCUUGGUUGCUGCAGCUCUUGCUGCUGAGAGGACCCGUUAUCAGGAAAAAUUUCGAACUACUAUGGAGAAAAAGGAAGAUGAUUAUAGUCUGCUGCACAAGGGAUCUGUAAAGCAUGAUAUCCAAGGAAGUAGAACGUCAAAGUUCCGGUUUGGCAAUCGGUGGACGCAGAAAUUCCUUUUGGUAGUUUGCUUGGGAAUUUUUUGGAAGCAUUUCUCGAAUUGCAGGGCUCUCAUCAAAGCCUAUGAGAUGAACCCGUUUUUCCAUUUUCCAUUGUACAGCUUCUCGGUGCCUCUGUUGCUGGCCUAUUCUAUGUACGAUACAGGAAGAGUCGGCUAGAGCAUUGAAGAAGCAGAAGAUGCUGGUCCUCUUUGCGCUGAGGAUUGUGGGGAUGAACAUUGCCCUUGAAUGUGCUUGGAAGCAUGCCCGCUACGGACAUGCAGCGGGCUACUUUAGCUCAAAGAAUGGACUGAUUCUUGGCAGACGAGUUAAAGACAGGUCUUUGCACACGAUCUUAUUUUUUUAUAGCUCUAGGAGACCACAACGAAGCCAGUGUUGUAUUUUUGGAAGUUGAUAUAUAACUUAGCAAAAGCAUUUUGAUUUAACCCAAAAAGCUAACGUUUCAAUUAGAGAGAUUCCUAAGCUCUUCAUUGAUAGCGAUCCUUUCCCCGUCUCCUUUUGGUUUUUGUUAUUCUGAUUUAUUCUUGGUGAUAGAAUGAUCGUGUACAUUUGUACCAUUUGGUUUUAUUUGCCUGGCUUGAAAUUUGAAGUAUAGAAGCGAUUGCAA
Molecule: messenger RNA, 2776 nt
Organism: Punica granatum (pomegranate)
Lineage: Eukaryota; Viridiplantae; Streptophyta; Magnoliopsida; Myrtales; Lythraceae
Source: RefSeq, a predicted model, not a curated record